AGCGCGAAUUGUCGCAGUCCAAUGUCGCUCCAAUACAUCUCGGACUGUUCGGGUCAUGCGUUUACUUACCUAACGCACUUACUUCGGAGCAUCCAGAUCUCUCGACACAACUACCAGGUUGCUAGACAUGGCGCGCCAUCGCUGAUGUGUCUGCCUGACGAUAUCCUCUUGCUGGUUCUUGAUUAUGUAGAGGAAAGCACAGGACUGGACGGCAGCUUCCCAAGCGCUACAGAAGCAGCAAGCUCUCAAGAUCUUGUCAGUCUUGCAAUCUGCAACAGGCGCAUGCGGACUCUGGCAUCACCUCUGCUGUUCGAGAAGAUCUGUCUCGGCCGCAGCUGGGGUCCGGAGCAUAUGAUCGAGUCCUUGAAAGCGCUUCGACAAUCAGAAGAUGCCUUAAAGGCGGCACGAGAGCUACACAUAGACCUAUGGCCUGAGCCAGACCGCGCUGUGCCGCCGGGAUUGCUCGACGAGCUGGGCUCGCUUCUGCUAGAAUGUAUGGCUUCGAUGAACAGGCUCACAAGGAUCUCGCUAUCAACAACACCAUCCUGCAGUGAAUCAAUGCGAGAGACUUUCGAACAAGCUGGCUCCUCCUACCCGCAGGUCAAAGAACUCGUUGUUGGUUCCCACUCGGGUUGGCUGAUCAGCUAUUGCCCGAACGUCGAAAGAAUCUUUUCGGAUGACUGGUUGGUAGAAUCGCUAUCUGGCCAUAAUCCACUACCAGACUUCCUGCAAGCUGCCGGCCAAGCCACUGAACUGCGAGAGUUUUCCUGCAACGCACUCUGGGAUAUCGAAUCAGUGCAAUUAGCGUACCAACACAUGCCUCAAUUGCGAAGUCUGGGUAUACGCGGCCGCAUCAGCCCACCGCUACAAGAAAUGAUUACUAUUCUCAGGAAGUUCCGAUAUCUCAGGUCCCUAGCACUACCAGAGGCUAGCAUGCUAGCAGGGCUGAACAUCGGAGAGUGUUCCUUCGUCAACCUAGAGGAUUCUGCUGCGCAAGCGAGCGCGCUUGUGACCAUCUUUGAAAAGUUGCGCCGGUUGGAAGAAGUCAGAUUAGGCAGGCACUUUCGCGCAUGGACUAGCAGCGAGGCGCAUCGCCCAGGGAGAAUCACGUUACAGUGGGAAAUGAAUCCUGGCUUCACUCGUCUUCAGACUUUGUCCUGCAGUCGAGCCACUAUACAUUGGGAGACAGAUGACGCUUCCAGUUUGACUACUAUCGACGAUGAUCUGGAAGCCAUAUUGUCUACGGCGGAAGAUUCGGCUUCAAUAUUCUCGCGAGCAGAUACUCUAGCAUUUUAA
Messenger RNA from Cercospora beticola, 1296 nucleotides. RefSeq lists its product as uncharacterized. NCBI's taxonomy places the organism in Eukaryota, Fungi, Ascomycota, Dothideomycetes, Mycosphaerellales, Mycosphaerellaceae. The record is from RefSeq and is a predicted model, not a curated record.